Molecule: messenger RNA, 1605 nt
Organism: Cicer arietinum (chickpea)
Lineage: Eukaryota; Viridiplantae; Streptophyta; Magnoliopsida; Fabales; Fabaceae
Product: wax ester synthase/diacylglycerol acyltransferase 4-like
Biological process (GO): triglyceride biosynthetic process
Cellular component (GO): plasma membrane
Molecular function (GO): diacylglycerol O-acyltransferase activity
Source: RefSeq, a predicted model, not a curated record
ACAAUUUCAAUACCAAAACUCAUUCUAUUAUAUUGUUAUUAUUAUUAUUAUUAUUAUUUAGUUACAAAAAUAGUGAAAAUGAAAAAUUUUGAAGAAGAAGAAAUUACAGAGCCAGUGAGUCCAACAGGGCAAUAUUUGAAUAGCUCUGCUUUGUGUAUAUACAUUUUGGGUGUUUUAGAAUUUGAAAUUCCAAUUAAUGACUGCCAAACCCUUUCAUUGCUUCAAGAUGUUUUCCUUCCCAUCAACACACGUUUCUCCUCCAUCAUGAUUAGGGACCAAAUAAAUGGAGAGAAGAAAUGGAAGAAAGUUGAAGUUAAUUUGGAGGAGCAUAUUAAAAUUCCUAUAUUUCCAAGUAACGAAUCAUCGAACUCAUUAUAUGAUGAAUGUCUUGACGAGUAUAUGUCCAAAAUAGCAAUGGAACGUUUACCACAACAAAGGCCACUUUGGGAAAUUCAUAUAAUUAAAUAUCCAACAAAAAAUGCAGCUGGUACUUUGAUAUUUAAACUUCAUCAUGCACUUGGUGAUGGUUAUUCUCUCAUGGGUGCUCUUCUUUCAUGUUUAGAAAGAGCUGAUAACCCUUCUCUUCCUUUCACACUCCCAUCAAGUCAAAGACCUAAAUCUAUUUUUAAUACCAAAGCUAUUUUUAAGAGAUUUCCUUCUAUUUUCUCCUCUGUAUUUCGUAGUAUGUUUGAUUUUGGAUGGAGUAUUGCAAAAAGUAGUUUGAUUGAAGAUGAUUUAACUCCAAUAAGAUCUCGUGCUGAUGAUGUUAAACUUCGACAAAUUACUAUCUCAAAUGUAUCAUUCUUUAUGGAGCAUAUCAAAGAAAUCAAAUCAAGACUUGGAGUGAGCAUAAAUGAUGUGAUUGCUGGGUUAAUAUUCUUUGGCAUAAGGUUAUAUAUGCUAGAAGUGAAUCGAGAAUCAAGAAAAGCAAACUCGACAGCAUUGGUGUUAUUGAAUACAAGAAGUAUCAAAGGUUAUAAAUCAGUUAAGGAGAUGGUUAGUAAGAACAACAAUGGUGCUGCUUGGGGGAAUCAAUUUGCAUUUUUACAUGUACCAAUUCCAGAGUUAAAUGAUCCUAAAUUUGAAAACCCACUUGAGUUUAUUUGGGAAGCUCAUAAAGAGAUUAAUAGGAAGAAAAAUUCUUUGGUUACACCUCUUACCGGAAUGCUUUUAAAUAUGGUCAAAACACUAAGAGGCCCUGAGGCUGCAGCUAGAUAUGUGCACAGUACAUUAAGAAACUCAAGUACAACAAUAUCUAACAUAAUUGGGCCAGUGGAACAAAUGGCUUUGGAUAAUCAUCCAGUUAAAGGUUUAUACUUCAUGGUUGUUGGUCCACCAGAGAGUCUCACGGUGACAAUCAUGAGCUAUAUGGGAAAGUUAAGAAUUGCAUUUGGUUCGGAGAAAGAUUUCAUUGACAAGCAAAAAAUCAAGUGUUGUAUGGAGAAAUCUCUUGAGAUGAUAAUUAAAGCAUCAAGAAAGAUUUCCUCAUAAAAAUAAAAGGAAUAUAACUAUAUUAUAUAUUUAAUUUUUUUAAAUUCAAAUAUGGUAUGUAAUGAUUCUGUAAUAGUUGGUAAUCUUUUUUCAUAUGUAUGCAUUUUUGUUGAA